Messenger RNA from Panthera uncia (snow leopard), 4264 nucleotides. It is a transcript of the gene IDUA, whose product is annotated as alpha-L-iduronidase. The coding region runs from base 816 to 2531 and encodes 571 amino acids. Lineage: Eukaryota; Metazoa; Chordata; Mammalia; Carnivora; Felidae. The transcript is spliced from 13 exons. Gene Ontology annotation, biological process: carbohydrate metabolic process. The record is from RefSeq and is a predicted model, not a curated record. Gene Ontology annotation, molecular function: protein binding; L-iduronidase activity.
GAAACUGACGCCCGAGAGGCCGCUGUCGCCUGCAUCCCGCCGCGCGCCUCUCCCAGGCCCGGGACGCGCUCCCCGCCCGCGAUCUCCCUGGACCCCUUGUUGCAUCGGAGGGGCUCGGGCUCCCGCGCCCACGGCCGGCUCCUCCUUCCUCGUGGAGCCGUCCUGCAGUCAGACUGGGGUUUCCUCUGUCGGCCUGAGCCACGCGGUGUUUGCGUGCGCCCCGGGCUUUUCGGAGCGGGUACCCCGUGUGGUGGAGGCCUGCGGACGCUCGCUGAUUUUGCCCGGUGGCCGCUGGGGGGCAGGCCAGGCUGCAGGCGGGGCUGCGGCGCAGGCCCCUCCCUAGGGGGCAGCCCCAGUGGAGUCGGACACGCCUGUAGGGGGCCUAUCAACCCCCAUCCCCCUCUCCGUGUCUGCCUAUCUUCCCUCUCCCCGCAGUGUCUCCCACGCGCUCCCUGUCAUUCUUAUAACCAAGAUCACCUGGCUGGUGGGACAAGGAACAGGGUAUUGGGAUGUGGUCCUCUCUCCUCAGGGAGCCCCCCAUUUCCAUAAACAUGAGCCUCCGUGGCAUUCCUGGCGUUAGGGGCCAUUUUAUUACAUCAGGGACAGUAAAAUUCAUCGGCGGGCACUCCAGGGUCCAGCUGCUGGGGACUGCUGUCCCGGGGCAAUCUGGGGCCCUGGAUUUGUAGCUGCAGGGGCUGUUCUGGCGCCCCGCCCCUGGGGACUGAUGGCCCAUUCCCCCUUGUUCUGUCCCCAGUCCCCCGCUGCCUCACAGCCGGGCUGACCAGUAUGACCUCAGCUGGGACCAGCAGCUCAACAUGGCCUACGUGGGCGCUGUCCCCCACGGCGGCAUCGAGCAGGUCCGGACCCACUGGCUGCUGGAGCUCAUCACAGCCAGGGGGUCAGCGGAGCAAGGCCUGAGCUACAACUUCACCCAUCUGGAUGGGUUCCUGGAUCUUCUCCGAGAGAACCAGCUCCUCCCAGGCUUUGAGCUGAUGGGCAGCCCCUCCAAACGCUUCACCGACUUUGAGGACAAGCAGCAGGUGUUUGAGUGGAAGGAGCUGGUCUCCCUCCUGGCCAGGAGAUACGUUGACAGGUACGGACUCUCCCACGUUUCCAAGUGGAACUUCGAGACGUGGAACGAGCCGGACCACCACGACUUUGACAACGUGUCCAUGACCUUGCAAGGCUUCCUGAACUACUACGACGCCUGCUCCGAAGGCCUGCGAGCCGUCAGUCCCGCUCUGCGCCUGGGCGGCCCUGGGGACUCCUUCCACCCCUGGCCGCGCUCCCCGCUGUGCUGGGGCCUCCUGGGCCACUGUCACAACGGCACCAACUUCUUCACGGGAGAGUUGGGCGUGCGGCUGGACUACAUCUCCCUCCACAAGAAGGGCGCGGGCAGUUCCAUCUACAUCCUGGAGCAGGAGCAGGCGGCCGUGCAACAGAUCCAGCGGCUCUUCCCCAAGUUCGCAGACACCCCCAUUUACAACGACGAAGCUGACCCGCUAGUGGGCUGGUCCGUGCCGCAGCCUUGGAGGGCCGACGUGACCUACGCGGCCCUGGUGGUGAAGGUCAUUGCGCAGCACCAGAACCUGCUGGUGGCCAACACCAGCUCCCCCGUGCGCUACGCGCUCCUGAGCAACGACAACGCCUUUCUGAGUUACCACCCGCACCCCUUCACGCAGCGCACGCUCACGGCGCGCUUCCAGGUCAACGACACCCGCCCGCCGCACGUGCAGCUGCUGCGCAAGCCGGUGCUCACCGCCAUGGCGCUGCUGGCCCUGCUGGACGGCGAGCAGCUCUGGGCCGAGGUGUGGCAGGGCGGGACGCUGCUGGACAGCAACCACACGGUGGGCGUCCUGGCCAGCGCGCACCGCCCGGCCGGCCCCGCUGACGCCUGGCGCGCCACGGUGCUGGUCUACGCGAGCGACGACACGCGCACCCACCCCAACCGCACCGUCGCCUUGACCCUGCGCCUGCACGGGGUGCCCCCGGGGCCUGGCCUCGUCUACGUCACACUCUACCUGGACAACCGGUUCUGCAGCCCUCACGGCGAGUGGCAGCGCCUCGGCCGGCCGGUCUUCCCCUCGGCAGAGGAGUUCCGGCACAUGCGCGCAGCCGAGGACCCGGUGGCCGCGGCGCCUCGCCCCUUCCCUGCCAGCGGCCGCCUGACGCUUCGCCCGGAGCUCCCACUGCCCUCACUCCUGCUGGUGCACGUGUGCGCACGCCCAGAGAAGCCGCCAGGCCAGGUGACCCAGCUCCGGGCUCUGCCCCUGACCAGUGGGCAGGUGCUCUUGGUCUGGUCAGAUGAGCAUGUGGUCUCCAAGUGCCUGUGGACGUAUGAGGUCCAGUUCUCUGCAGGUGGUGAGGGGUACGCUCCCGUCAGCAGGAAGCCGUCGACCUUUAACCUCUUUGUGUUCAGCCCAGACACAGCUGUCACAUCUGGCUCCUACCGGGUUCGAGCGGUGGACUACUGGGCCCGACCAGGCCCCUUCUCGAACCCUGUGCAGUACGUGGAGGUCCCUGCCCCGUGAGGGCUGCCGCUGCCCAGUGACUGUGAGCUGGAGCUGACCGGUGACCCCGGGCGGCCAGGAGCUGAGGCGGGCUGGGCCACCGCCGGCCGUCACUUGGCUCUGUUCACCUUGUCCUGUGACUUGCUCGCCUCCUUAAAGUGCCUCUCCGCUCAUCAGUCUUGGGGUUGGCCUUUGUGGAUGGGCGUGCAGCCAAGUCGGGGCCUGGCUCCAGCAAGGCCUUCCCCGCCUCCCCCCCCUUCCAGAGUGCUUUCCCCCACCGCGGGAGCCAGGAUGGGGAGCACGCUGAGCACAGGGGGACCGAGGUCCGGCUGCCAUUAGGACAGCUGCCCUGCCUGCCUGGGGUCUCUGGCAUCACUGCUGGGUGUGGUGGCCCCAUUGCUGUCCCCGGCCCGUUCUGCAGAACAGGGGCUGAGGCUGUGCUUGGAGGGGUCCUGCCUGGGUCAGGUUGGAGCCCAGGAGGGGACCCCCUUCCUGAGCCCGGACAGGCUGUCCCCGGUACCCCCAGGUGGGAGGUCGGGUGGGGCUUCCAAGCUAUCUGGCCCAAACCGGGGCCAGCGGCCAAAAGGGUCUGCAGCGCCACCUGUAGGCUGCGCGUGCCGGCAUGAUCAUCCCAGUUCUAUACCUGAGCCCAGAAGGAAACAGCACGCUGAGACCAGGAUGACCCGGGACCGUUUGCAGGGGUGCGGCGUGGGCAGGGAAGCUGCACAGGUUGUACAGGACCCCGGGACCCCUUUCCACACCCAUACUCCGCCCCAGGCAGAUGGAGCCGGUGGGGGCACCCUUACCGGUCCAGAGACAGAAAGGUGUGGAGAGGCCACCUGGCGAGGAGCAGAGACCUUCAGCGCAGGGUCUCAGCCAGCCGGGGAGGGGGCCCUGUGAGCAGGAGUGCGGGUGUGGUGGCUCUGAUCUCUCUUCCUCUGCUGCCCUCCGGGGCCACGUUGGGCUCAGGACGGGGGGAGGUCUGAAGGGCAGAGGAAGACCAGACUGUCCAUCCCUCUGAACCCCAAAGUCCUUACCUGUUCCUCUUGCCCCACGUGGGUGCCUCAGUGCCUGGGGGGCCCGGUCCGUGUGUCUCUGUGGGGCACCGUUACCCACUGACUGCUAUUGUCACCCAAAGGCGCAGUCCCCGGGUCCUAGGCAUGGUUUUCCCGUCCUUUCACGAAACCUGUCUCAGCCAGCUCAGUAGUCACGACAGAGCGUGACAAAGUCCCGCAUGACUCCCACUGCAGAAACGAGUUCUCUCCCAGCCCCAGAGGCCAGUCUGACAUCGAGGUGUGGGCAGGGUUGCUUCCUUUGAGGCCUCUUUCCUGGGCUCGUGCACAGCUGCCUCCUUCCUGCACGUGUCUGUGUCCUUGUGUUCCCUGCCUGAAAGGAUAUAAGUCACAUGCAUUGACCUCAUCUCUGUCUCCUCUGUAAAGGCCCCACCUGCAGAUAGAAUUCUGUUCUGAGACCCUGGGGUUAGAACUUCAACAUAAGAAUUUGUGGGGGAUAGUGGGGCCUGGGUGGCUCAGUCGGUGGAGCGUCCGACUUCGACUCAGGUCAUGAUCUCGCAGUUCGUGCGUUCAAGCCCCGCGUCGGGCUCUGUGCUGACAGCUCGGGACCUGGAGCCUGUUUCGGAGGCUGUGUCUCCCUCUCUGCCCCUCCUCCACCCGUGCUUGCGUGUGUUCUCUCCCUCCCUCUCUCUCUCUCUCAAAAAUAAAAAGUAGGGGCGCCUGGGUGGCGCAGUCGGUUAA